AUGUCAGAGAAUGAAUCUAGUAAUGCGAAAAAGCCAGAAUUCAAGUAUAAGAUUGGUAAAGUGAAGCAUACACCAACAGUACAAAAGGAUGAACGUAAUGGAUUAAGUUUUAUUGAGCUAAAGCCAUCACCAGAUGAGAAAGUUUAUGGAUGUACGAAGUUUGCAGGACAUUACAAAGAAGAGAAAAAAUUGGGCCAAGGGACAUUUGGAGAAGUCUACAGAGGGAUUCAUUUGGAGACUCAAAGGCAAGUAGCCAUGAAAAGGAUUAUUGUCAAUGUAGAAAAAGAACUUUUCCCCAUAACGGCUCAUCGAGAAAUCACGAUUCUGCGAAGGUUAAACCACAAGAAUGUAAUUAAACUCAUAGAAAUGGUUUACGAUUAUCCACCUGGUACUAAUGGAAGAGCUGCCCGAGAAAUGCCUUAUCAAUCACCAUCAGGAAAACCUCCAUUAAUGAAAUCAUUUUACAUGAUAUUGCCGUAUAUGGUUUCAGAUUUGUCCGGGAUAUUGCAUAAUCCAAGGAUUAAUUUGAGUUUAGGUGAUAUAAAAUGUAUCAUCUUGCAAUUGUUAGAGAGUCUCAACUAUAUCCACUGUCAAAAAUAUAUGCAUAGGGACAUAAAGACUGCAAACAUUCUAAUAGAUCAUAAUGGUGUAGUGAAAUUGGCAGAUUUUGGGCUCGCGAGAUUAUACUAUGGUGCCCCGCCAUCACUGGAUUUUCCGGGUGGUGCUGGUUCAGGAGCCAAGUACACGUCUGUGGUAGUCACCAGAUGGUACAGGGCACCUGAAUUAGUUCUUGGUGAUAAAUUGUAUACUACAGCAGUCGACAUGUGGGGGGUUGGUUGCGUAUUUGCGGAAUGCUUUGAGAAAAAACCUGUCCUUCAAGGAUCCACCGAUAUCGAUCAAGGCCAUGUAAUCUUCAAGUUAUUAGGUACACCAACAGAGGAACAAUGGCCGUUAGCGUGGUAUUUACCUGGUGCAGAAUUGACCAGAACCAAUUAUCCUGGAACGUUGAAAGAAAGGUUUGGUAAAAAUUUGAGUGAGAUCGGACUUGAUUUCUUAAGGAAACUAUUGUCCCUAGAUCCCUAUAAAAGACUAACUGCCAUGUCAGCAAUACAACAUCCUUUCUUCAAAGAGGAGCCAUUACCUUGUGAGAAGUUGAUUCUUCCUUGUGAGGAAAGUCAUGAAGCCGAUAUUAAGAGAUACAAGGAAGAAAUGCACCAAGCAAUGUCUCAAAAGGCGCCUUCGGCUCCAAGAGGACAUGUUACAGAAUCAAGCUCAGAAUCAGGAUCUGUCCCCGUUUUUCCCAGAGCUCCAAAGCCAAAAUCACAUUUCCCUACAGGUCCGGCAGCUUCCUCUCGUAGACCACCACCUGCACCGGGCACAAAUUUAUCGAGAAAUCAUACUUCUCGCUUUAACUACAAUAAUACCAAUAAUAACAGUUACGGCGGGGUUAAUAAACCACCUCAUACAAGCAAUUUUCAAAAAUCGAGGUACAACAGUAGGUAUGGCAACAACAACAACAAUAACAACCUACCCUCGGGCCCACAGCAAAUGCCUGCAAAUCCAUACCAACACAGAAAUGGGCCUCCUCCCUAUGCAAAUCCACAGCAGCAGCCUCCUUCAAGAUAUCAGGGCACUAACGAAAAGUUCUACCAGCAUCAUACUCAUCGAGACCCCAUAAUUCAUAAUAACAACAACAAUAAAAAUAGUUCCAAACCAAGGCUCGAGGAAGCAAGAUCCUCGAGAGUUUCCGGUGUUUCUGCACCUCUUCCAAGAGGACCAGCGAUGACGCAAGCUCCUCCACCACCUCCAUCGAUUUCCACACCAGGAGAAAGCAUACAGCAGAAUCGACCUCAAGAACGAGAGCAAGACGGUGGUAACAAUCAAGAAUCUUCGAAAGAUGGAAGCGGAACUAGUGACAAUAAUAGAAAGGACAUAGCUGACCUAUACUGA
Molecule: messenger RNA, 1950 nt
Organism: Zygosaccharomyces rouxii
Lineage: Eukaryota; Fungi; Ascomycota; Saccharomycetes; Saccharomycetales; Saccharomycetaceae
Gene: SGV1
Product: cyclin-dependent serine/threonine protein kinase SGV1
Exons: 1
Coding region: 1-1950 (649 amino acids)
Biological process (GO): protein phosphorylation
Cellular component (GO): nucleus
Molecular function (GO): ATP binding; cyclin-dependent protein serine/threonine kinase activity
Source: RefSeq, a predicted model, not a curated record